This is a messenger RNA of Ictalurus furcatus (blue catfish), 3888 nucleotides long. RefSeq names its product peroxisomal biogenesis factor 3 (gene pex3). Gene Ontology annotation, molecular function: protein-macromolecule adaptor activity. The transcript is spliced from 12 exons. The record is from RefSeq and is a predicted model, not a curated record. Lineage: Eukaryota; Metazoa; Chordata; Actinopteri; Siluriformes; Ictaluridae. Gene Ontology annotation, biological process: protein import into peroxisome membrane. Bases 504 to 1604 code for a protein of 366 amino acids. Gene Ontology annotation, cellular component: peroxisomal membrane.
GAAUCGUACCGGUUUUACUAGAAACUCUAAUGGUCCUGUGGGUCUCCACUGAUAAUUUGUAGCCUUCUAUUGGUGACAGGUUAUGUCUAGUGGAUACCAUUAAAUACCACUAGUAAUGGCUCUGAUGGUUAAUGGAUAGUAUUUGUACUGGAAACCAUUAGAAUUUCUGUGAUUGUUUUGUUUUGUUUUUGGGGUAGUUGGGUUGAAACUUUUCAACUUCAUUAGUAGAUUUACUCUAAAAUUUUACUAGACAGUAGCCUACAGUACAAGUCGAGUGUGUUAGGCUCUUUGACGUCAUUUUGUUUGAGGGCGUUAAUGUCGUCCUGCACCACUAAACACUAGACCAUCACCCUACAGUAGGAUUUAGAGGGAUCUGGCAACCGUGUCACUGAUCUGCUCAUGUUGAGUGGAUUGCUGCUUGUUCUGUCUGAACAAGAAACUUAUUAUUAAUCCUGUUUACUUUAAGCGUUUCUGUAAAUCGAAGGUGUGUUUUUUAUUUUAAAAUGUUGUCUUCCACGUGGAACUUUAUCAAGCGACAUAAAAGGAAAUUUAUUAUCGCCGGAGCUUUUGCUGGAGGUGUGUACCUGCUUGGGAAAUAUGCCCAAAGAAAACUCCAGGAGAUGCAGGAGCGGGAGACGGCGGAGUACAUCGCUCAGGCUCGGAGGCAGUUCCAUUUCGAGAGUAACCAGAGGACGUGUAACAUGACGGUGUUGUCCUUGCUCCCUACCCUGAGAGAGGCGAUCAUACACCACCUGAACUCUGAGAGUCUCACGGAACUGCUGAAGUCCAGGCCAGCUAACAAAAUUGAGAUUUGGGAGGAUCUUAAAACAAUCAGUUUCACUCGAAGCAUUGUAGCUGUUUAUAGUACUUGCAUGCUGGUGGUGUUACUACGUGUUCAGCUCAACAUCAUCGGUGGCUACUUGUAUCUGGACAACUCUGUAACUAAAAAUGGAACGACGCCUUUGGCUCCUCCUGAAGUCCAACAGAAGUAUCUGUCAAGUAUCCAACACCUUCUGGGAGACGGGCUGGUUGAUCUGGUCACCGUGGUGAAGAAAGCAGUGCAGGAAAUCCUAGGACCGAUCUCUUUGAAGCAGAGUCUAUCUCUGCAGGAACUUGAGCACCACAUAAUUCAAAUCAGACAGCUAGUGGAGGAAAACUCGGGCGCGUCCAAGUUCAGAACGCUGACCUGCUACAUGAUGGCUGAUGAGGAGGACCCGUUAGCUGAUCAGGCUUGUGGUCUGACGGAGAAUGAUGUCACAACAAUAAAGCUACUAAACGAAACCAGGGACAUGCUCGAGAACCCAGAUUUCAGUACCAUACUCGGUGCUUGCCUGAACCGGGGCUUCAGCCGUUUUCUUGACAACAUGGCAGAGUUUUUUUGCCCCCCUCAAGGAGACUCCACCCCCAGCAGCACAUCUGAUAGUCUCUUACAUGUAAGUCUCCCACUUGCCAAAAUAAUUCCUAUCGCCAAUGGACAGAUUCACUCCAUAUGCUGUGAAGUCCCCAGUCAGUUUGUCCAGGAUCUUUUAAUGACGGAACAAGUGAAAGAAUUUGCAGCCAAUGUUUAUGAAGCUUUCAGCAACCCUCAUGAACUGCAGAAGUAAACACUGUUUAAUGUGAGGGCAAAUUCCUGAAGCUGCAAAGAGCAAUACAGCACAACGUUUCCUUAUUCCCUCAUCUUAAAGGGGGGAAACGUACACUUGGUGGAAAGCUGUGUCAUAAAUGGCUUGCAGUUUCUCCCUGUGAACCUGAAUGAUUUUUUUUUAACUUUUUUGCAAGUUAUAACUGAUGAUUUUCCCCUGAUUUUCUUCCUAAUUUAAUCAUGGCCAUUUCCCACCCAUCAGGCAGUGCUCUCCUAUCACACACUUCCUCCGAGGUCAGCGACUGCCCCUUUUUUCAAACUGCUGCUCAUGUAAGGGGGCAGUGUAACAGGCGUAACACACCCAGAGGAAAGCGCUAGGUUUGUCAUGUAUGCAAAGGUUCUGCAUACAUGAGCUCACAGACACCCAUGAUUGGCUAGUGUUGCUGUGAUUGAUAAGAGAGAGAAUCUCUGGUGUUUUUUAAACUAUAUUUCUUUUCACAGUUAAGAUGGAGAAUGACCCAUGAUCUGUUACUUCCAUCAAACAAAUCCUUAAGGACCCCAGGAAACCAUUUUUUGUUUUGUCUUGUUUUGUUCUGUCCUGUCCUAUCUCAGAUGAACAGCAUUCCAUGUUCCUUUUUCAGCUCUAGAACUUGGCAAGGGAAUUGAUACAGAACAUGUUGAAAAUGUGAAAAUGGAUCGAUCAUUUCUGAUUAGAGCUUGGUUUGGGCUGAAUUCUUAGACAAAGUUCAAGCCUAAAAAGUGCUGUCAGCUGUGAUUUUCUGUUGAGCUGUAAGAUUGAGUGUGCUCAGUCUUGAAGGCACUAGAUAGAUCGUUUUUAAAUGGUUCAUGCCGCAUGAGCCAGACUUCAGUUCUUUUGGUUUAAUUUUUAUUUUUCAUUUUUAACCAAACCUGAAAUCAUCAAAUUGAUUGUAAUAAAUAUGUGAUGUCUUUUUGCUAACAUAAACAGAAAGUACUAUAGGACAAACCACGGGGGACUAACUGAAGCUUAACUUAUUAACACUAAUGAAGAAUAUUAAAAAUAAAUGCAAACAAGUUCUGAUCCUUGAAAAAUAAGAAGUUACUAUUUCUGUGGUGAAGGUAAGUUAAUCUUAACCAUGCAGUAUAGCUUAUUAACGGAACACACACUCGGCUUCACUUGCGUUGUAUUUUUUUAACACACAAGAUGUUCAUAAUGGGAUGUCAAGCAACUGGCCAUUAUCUAGGGACCAUAAUCAAAGUGCUUAUUAUAAGACGGUACGUAUCGGUGCAAACGCAAAGACAUAAAAGACGUUGCAGUAACUUAAAAAGCAUUCAGUGGUUCUCGAACUGUUUUUGGCUACAGUACUCCAUUUCAAUAAUCUUUGAAGCCUAGCAUUCCUUAGAAACCCUCACUGUGGUUCCAUUUCGUCAUUCAUUAGAAAAUGAUGUGUUGUUCUUAGUAAGCCACGACUCCAUUACGCUUCUCUUUCAGCAUGUCUAGUGUGUUUGUUUUACCCUACAGCAACAAAAAGCAUACUGUAUACUAUGAUUAUGAACAGCAGUUCUUAUUAAAUUGGUUGAAUCAUAUUGCUAGUUCACAUUAAAUAAAUUUCUGGAGGGAAAUGGAUACAACUGUAGAAGAACAAAAUGGAACCAAAUCAAACUGAACUGCUGAAAUGUUGCACAAUUCAAUUAUAUGAGUCACAAUUUAUUUUCAAUUAUAUUGUCACAAAGCAGCUUUACAGAAAUCUAUAUCUAUAUGGAUAUAUAAAUCUAUAUCCCAUAGAUACUGUGUAGACCGUUGCAAGGAAAAUCUCCCUGAGAGGACUUGAAGAAACUUGGACUGGAGCCCAUCGUCUUCUGAGUGAGACCAGAGAGUGGGAUUAUAUAACUCAUUACAGUAGACAUGUACAGAAAUGAAAUGGUACUAAAUGUAUUAAAAUGAAAGUGCAAGUCUCAACUGCAUCCACGUACGUUUAUUCACCUUGUACACAUGUACAUGAACAAAGGUUAAACAUAAGAACAGAUGGCUCUGACAUGAAGCAGGAAGAGCAGGAGCGAAAGGCAGCCUAUAUGGUUUCUCUAUCAUUGACUUUGUCUAUGUUUUGCAUAGAAUUCAGCAGCUAGGCCACUGUAUAGUCCUUGAUAAAGACCAUGUACACAAGCAUCAAACAAAAGCCCCAUUCAGAAACAUUAUUCUUGGGACAACUCAUUUAAAAUGAUUAAGACUCUUCGUUUUCAGUGAGUUUUAUAAAAACUAAUAUCAGAAUUUACCAGUAAAAUAUUGGGACCAAACAAGAAAGCAGAUCAGUUUUGUAAAUACCAGA